Paramecium pentaurelia is the source of this 888-nucleotide messenger RNA. The record is from the annotation of a GenBank genome assembly. Lineage: Eukaryota; Ciliophora; Oligohymenophorea; Peniculida; Parameciidae.
AUGACAGCAACACUUAAUCAAAUCAUAGAUAUUGUUCUUUAAUAUUUGAAUCAGGCGAAUUUCAUCCAAAAAAAAAAUACGAAUAUAAUUAAUGAAAAUUGUAGUGGAAUUAGUACUAUCGGAAAGUUGUAAUUUAACUAAAGAAUGCUAUACUAACUAAGUCUUGAAAAAGCUAUAAAAUGUGUAAGAAUUAGAAUAACAUUUUAUUUAAUUAAUUUCUAAAAUAAAAGCAAAUUGAAAUUUUAUGCAAUAAUCAAGCAUAAUCUAGAAUAAUAAAGUAGUCAUCACCAUUCUAAGUUUUAUUGAUAAUUUUUGAGAAGAAUGAAACUUGUAAUGGUAAUACUAAUACUGUGUUAAGAUUAUAAGUGACUUUUUAACUUUUUGAUUCCAAUCCAGAUCUUCUAAUUAAAGGAUAAUUUUAAUAUCAAAAUAAAUCUUGGGGAUUUAGAAAUGUUAAUGUAGACACAAGAUUUUGUUAAGAAGUAUUCAGGAUAUCAAUUAUAUAAAAAUAAAUGUGUUUAAUCUUGCUCUAUUCAUUCAAAAUUUUGUAUUGACUAUGAAGAUAUCAUUCGAUGUUAAUUAUAAUUUUUUUAUUUUAAGAUUCAAGAUAUUUAGCAAUUAAAUCGAUAUAUGAUAAAAAAAUAGAUCCAUCAUUUGGUUUAUCAACAGGAUAGCAGUUUUCUUAAUUUUAGUAAUAAAAUAGUUUUAAGUGUCUUAUUGUUUUGGGAUGAUGGAUCAUAUAUUGAAACAUGGAUUAUUUAGCAUCCUCAUUAUGCUGCAUCGAUAUAUUUAAUUUACCUUAUGUUGAUUUAUGUUUUAUCAUGCCUUUAUCUUUUUUUCGGUUGGCAACGUGCUCUGAUGGCUUGCUCAUCUAAGUUAAAGUUCUGA